Messenger RNA from Sceloporus undulatus (fence lizard), 1985 nucleotides. Its product is annotated as kelch-like protein 6. Gene Ontology annotation, molecular function: protein binding. The record is from RefSeq and is a predicted model, not a curated record. Bases 60 to 1985 code for a protein of 641 amino acids. The transcript has 4 exons. NCBI's taxonomy places the organism in Eukaryota, Metazoa, Chordata, Lepidosauria, Squamata, Phrynosomatidae.
ACCAGUGGCCCAGAGAGAGUGGCACCUCUUGAGGAUUUGGCACUCUGGGAAGCAGUGCCAUGGAUCCACCAGAUUUCACAGAAACCAGUGGGAAAGAUCAUGAGCCAGAGACAUCAGUGUCCCUGAAGUCUUGUUUCAGCCAAGGUCUGAAACAGCUGCACCACAGUCAGGGACUCUGUAAUGCCACCUUGGUAGCAGGAGGAAAGAGGUUUCCUUGCAACAGGGCACUGUUGGCAUCCAUCAGCCCUUACUUCCAGGCUGUGUUCACCAGUGACUUCAAGGAAUCCAGGGACGGGGAAGUUCUCCUGAAAGACAUGGACCCUUCCAUCCUCCAGAACCUGCUCACCUUCCUCUACUCGGGAGAGCUGACCCUCCGUCCGGAGAUUGCUGAAGAUCUUUUCACAGCAGCCAGCCGACUCCAGCUCUUGCCCGCCUUGACGCUCAUUAGCAGAUAUCUAAUAGAGAGGAUUUCCAAGGAGAAUUGCCUUUGCCUUUACAUGCUGGCUCGGGAUCACAACAAUGCCACCCUCUUGCACGGCACCUUACUCUACCUGUGUCUUCAUUUUGAAUCCAUCUUGGAACACCAGGAUUUCCUACAUCUUGACCUUGGGGCUUUGAUCUGCAUCAUCUCUUCGGACCAGCUAGCCGUGGCCUCAGAAAUGGAGGUCUUCCAGGCUGUGCACCACUGGAUAAAAGCUGCACCUGCCCAACGGCUGGAGGCACUUGGGACGUUGCUGCGGCACAUACGUUUCCCACUGUUGACCCCUGAGGAAAUGGUGAAAGUCCAGGAAGAUAUAGUCAUGCUUGGCCUGCAUAUGGAGAUGGAGUGGAAAGACCUUGAUGGGGCUGGGAGACUGCAACUGAGCGGAGGCCUCCGACAAGGAAUGUUCCAGGAACGGAUUGUGUGCAUCAAAGUCCCUCGGCUGAGAGACAUCCUCUCCGUCAAUGAGGAUAUGGACUGCUACAUGGAGUGCUUGAAUCCCGACACGGGGUCGAGGGCAAAGCUGCCGCAUUUAGAACUGGUGGCACUCCCUGGAUGUUCAGUCCUGGAGCACAGGUUGUACAUCUCAGGAGGAAAACACCCAGAUGGUUCCUACUCCUGUGCCUUGCAUGAAUACAGCUCCCUUGCAGACCGCUGGGCCAAGCUCCCGGCUAUGUCAACCCCCCGGUCAGUACACAUGUUCUUAACUUGCAAGCAAAAGCUCUUCGCCCUGAGUGGCUGGAAUGACACAGGCCCUCUUGCCUCUGCGGAGAGUUUCAACGUGGUCCAGCAAACGUGGUCCCCCAUCGCCAGCCUGCCCAUUGUUCUGCGCUUCUCAGCCUCAGCUUCCUUCAAGAACAAGCUCUAUCUAAUAGGCGGGGAUGCCGACUCCGAUGAGGUGGUUUACCAGGGCAUACUUAUCUACAGCAUCCCCUUGGAUACCUGGGUGCAGGUGCCUCUAGAAUUCAGUCUCCAUGGCGCCUCUGCCGUUACCAUGGAGACCGGCAUCUGUAUCAUUGGGGGCUUCUUCUCCAAAAAGGUCACACCUCCAUACCCAAACAGGAGGUUCAGCCAGCUUCUUCCCUGUACUCCCAAAUGCUUCUUCAUGCACGAUGCCGGCGUGAUAAGCAAGGAGAUCACCGUCCCUCCUCUGCCACUGCCCCUGGCUUUUGCCGGUGCCACUUGUUUCCAGGGGAGAAUUUAUGUGAUGGGAGGAGUGUGCACCUCCAGGACACACGAUGCCAUUUACCACUGGGAGCCUGGAGAAGCUGCCUGGACCCAGUACCCAGAGAGCCUUGCAGGGCAAGGGACCAUCCUGCGGCGGGUGCUGAAGUGUGUAACCCUGAAGGUGGCAAGGCCAAACCUGAGGGCUCUGAUUCAAGAUGCAUCUGUAAGCCGAGUGGCUGUUGGCCUGAAGAUUUCCAUCAGAGGAAGAGGGGAGGAUGACCACCCUAAUCCCUUCGGUCAAGCUUCCUUGGUUUCAGUGGACGCAGGAACACAGUGA